UUUUUUCCUUUUCCGUUCAAAUUUUUUCUUCUCACUGUUGUUGCUCGCUUCGUUCUCCUAUUCACACAAACAUACACGUGGUUUCUACCUUGUAUUGUUCUCAAAUUUUACCGAAAAAAAAAUUCAAAUUCUGAGCUAAGGCAAAAUUCUUUCAAUCAGAUUUUGCAACUUUACAAAAGAAUCCACAACAAAUUUUUUAAUUGAAAAAAAUGUCUAUCAACGAAUUAGCCUGCGUUUAUGCUUCAUUGAUCCUUCAGGAUGAUGAUGUGGCCAUCACUGCUGAAAAAAUUCAAACAAUUUUGAAAACAGCUAACGUUGAAGUGGAACCAUAUUGGCCCGGUUUAUUCGCUAAAGCAUUGGAAAAUAUCGAUGUCAAAGGUUUGAUUACAAAUGUUGGAUCGGGUGUUGGUGCUGGUCCAGCUGUUGCUGGUGGUGUUGCAGCCGGUGGUGCUGCAGCAGCAGCCGGCGAUGCUGCCGCAGCCGAUGAUUCCAAAUCGAAGAAAAAAGAAAAAGAAGCUGAACCAGAAUCCGAAGAAGAUGAUGAUAUGGGUUUCGGUCUUUUCGAUUAAAAUUUUCCAUUGGGAAACAUCAACAACAACCAACUUUUUUGAAUUGUCAAAAUAACAAAAAACAACCGUAUUUUGAUCUAAAAAUCUUGAUUUUUUUUUAAUUUUAAUUUUUUCAAAAUAAAAAAAAAGUUUAAUUUC
Messenger RNA from Dermatophagoides pteronyssinus (European house dust mite), 707 nucleotides. It is a transcript of the gene RpLP1, whose product is annotated as Ribosomal protein LP1. Gene Ontology annotation, molecular function: structural constituent of ribosome; ribonucleoprotein complex binding; protein kinase activator activity. Lineage: Eukaryota; Metazoa; Arthropoda; Arachnida; Sarcoptiformes; Pyroglyphidae. Gene Ontology annotation, biological process: cytoplasmic translation; translational elongation. The record is from RefSeq and is a predicted model, not a curated record. Gene Ontology annotation, cellular component: ribosome; cytosolic large ribosomal subunit.